AUGAUAGUGAUGUUUCUCAAAUUGCUUUUCCUUCUUGUCAUCGGGGUAACCCCUGUUAUUUCAGCACCAUGUAAUACCACCGCCCUCCUUUCCCAACUCAACGCUACGCUUGAUGGCCGAAUCCGAUCUUCUGAGCCUCUUGCGGCGCCUUGCUUCUCCGAACCAGGUGGCGCACGGUGUCUCGCGGUGAAGAAACAACUGAAGACGCCGUUGGGGUUUUACCACAGCAGCAAGUAUCAAGGGUUUCAGUACAUGCAAGGCGAAGCAUGCCUUGCCGAUCCGAGCGAUCAAUGCCUCCUGGAACCGGGCACACUCAAUACUCCAGGAAACGCUUCCUGCAGCCAGGGGCUGGUCUCGUCUCUCUACAUCGAGAUCAAUAAGGCUACCGACGUACCAAAGAUUUUCGAAUACGCACGAAAGUCAGGUACCGCCUUGUCCAUCAAGAACAGCGGCCACGAUUAUGUUAUGCGCAGCAGCCGACGUGGCUCUCUGGCAAUUUGGACCAGAGGCCUCCAAGAGAAGGAGUUCCAUGCGUCGUUUGUUCCGGCUGGUUGUUCUAGCAGCCGCCCGACCACUGCUAUCACGUUUGGGGCCGGGGUAAACACCGACGAAGCAGUCACUUUUGCUCACGACAACGGUUUCGUCUUCGACGGGGGUAGCGCGAGCACCAUCGGUGUUUCAGGCGGCUGGCUCCUCAACGGCGGCCAUAGUGUGCUCUCUAACAGCAUUGGGUUGGGCGUGGACCGCGUGGUUCAGUUGACCAUCGUCACGGGGGACGGGGAAGUUCGGAUUGCCAACGAGUGCCAGAACUCGGAGUUGUUUUGGGCCCUUCGGGGUGGCGGGAGCGGUACCUUCGGCGUUAUCCUCAACUCCACAUUCAGAGUCGAGCAGGAAGCCCCCAUGACCGCUGCCAUUCUGGGAUUUGAAGCCAACGCCGCCACCCAAAAACGGUUCGUCGAGAUUCUUGCGGAGAAUAUACAAAGCUGGGCCCUGGAGGGCUGGGGCGGACCCGUGGGGCCAAAUCUCGCAAUUCUCGUCAACCCUCGGAGCGAUAUGAACGUUUCAACCGCAAGCCAGGCGUUGGCCCCUUUGGUGACACACACAUUGGCACAGAAGGGAAAGGCGGAUAUCACGUCGUACGCAAGCUAUUAUGACUUCUACAGAGCCGUGAUCAACGGCAGCCAUGCCGCAUUUGUCCCUGUCAGUAUGGCUGUCAUGGUCACCAGUCGGAUCAUUCCCGAGACUGUCUUCGCCAACGAUACAACAAGAGCGAGCAUGGUGGAUGUCAUCAUGGACCUCCAGAAUUCGGGAUUGGCGGUGUCCAUGUUGUCCACCAUGCCGUUUCUCUACGGCCGCAACCAUACACACCACACAACAUCAAUGCAUCCAGCUUGGUAUCGCUCUGUAUGGUCUGUGAUAGGAUAUGCUAUGUGGAAAGCCGAUAGCCCCUUCGCGGAAAGGCAAAAAACAGUCACCUUGCUGAAGGAAGGGACCGAAAGCUUGAAGAAACUCGCGCCGGAGGGAUGCACGUAUGCUAAUGAGGGUUAUGCUUGGCUUAGUGACUGGUCACAAGAGUUCUGGGGCGACAACCACGCCGCUCUUCUGGAACUCAAAAGACGGUAUGACCCUGACCAGCUUUUGAGUUGUUGGCAUUGUGUUGGCUGGGACGAGUCGCAGCCGAACUACGAGUGUAUCUCGGGACUGGCUCCGAGAAACGAUUGA
Molecule: messenger RNA, 1722 nt
Organism: Chaetomium fimeti
Lineage: Eukaryota; Fungi; Ascomycota; Sordariomycetes; Sordariales; Chaetomiaceae
Exons: 1
Coding region: 1-1722 (573 amino acids)
Molecular function (GO): oxidoreductase activity; FAD binding
Source: RefSeq, a predicted model, not a curated record